Uloborus diversus is the source of this 2580-nucleotide messenger RNA. RefSeq names its product dynein regulatory complex subunit 5-like. Gene Ontology annotation, molecular function: protein binding. The record is from RefSeq and is a predicted model, not a curated record. The coding region runs from base 632 to 1870 and encodes 412 amino acids. The transcript has 3 exons. NCBI's taxonomy places the organism in Eukaryota, Metazoa, Arthropoda, Arachnida, Araneae, Uloboridae.
UGAGGCCAGCAAUUACAACAAAUGGGUAAAAUUGGUAGGAUUAGUUCUGCCAGAAAUAUUUGGGCCAUGCAACAGGUUGUAUCUCUGGAUGAUCUCAAUCAGUUUCAGGAAAUAUUAUAGUUUUCCUCAUAACUAAAGUGAAACAGCCUUCUCAAUCAAACUAAAGAGAAGCCCACUACAACAAUUGAAACUUGAAUGUGAUGUAGGGUUCCAGAUAUAGCACGAUAAUCGGGCACAUUUAAAAGAAAUCUCACUUAAAAAUAUUUUGAUGUGGGACUUUCUCCCAAUUAUGUCACGUCUGUUAAAAGACUUUUUAAAAAAUUCUCUCAAUUUUUAAAAAUUCCUGGCAAGAUUUUCUAACUCAUAUUUUUUCCACCAAUGGGAACCCUGUGAUGUAAGUGACCCGGUAUGUUUAAAGUAACCCUGUUUUACAGUACAUGUUUUCCAUCCUUCACGUUUCGAAAGAAAUGCAACCAAGAUACAAAUGUUUUAAGUCUUCAGUAAAAAACUAAAUCUGUUCAUGCAUAAUUAGGACAGGGUUCCAAUUUAUUGUAUGUAUCUUCUUAUUAAAGAAGAUAAAAGUAUUUUCAGUUUUUUCUUUAAACAUUAGAACUUUUCUCUGAAACUGAAAAUGUCAUAUGUUCAAAAAGAUUGCUCUCAUGUAAUAUUUCAUAGUGUUUCAACACUAUUUGAACUUUGCACAAAUUUUGUCUCUAAUAAUGUAACAGAAAUCCACAAAUCGUUGAAAAACCUUUCAGAAGAACAAAACCAAAUUGUCUUUACUUUGCUUCCACUGAAAAUACCUUUAGAUAUAAGCAUACCAUUAAUAACUGAAGAAGUAUAUUGGAAAAGAAAAUGCCUUGAGAAAGGACAGAGUUAUGUUGAUUAUUGGCUGUCCAACUGCAGCUGGCGAAAAGCUUUUGUUUUCUCUUACGUGGAGUUUCUCUUGGACAGUUGCAUUUCUGGAAAAAUUAGUUUUGCAAAAAUUGAAAAAGAUUUAGCUAUCUGUCAACAACUUUGUCAAAAAUUAAAAAUUAAUGGAUAUAAGUGGAAUUUGUUUGACAAAGUUGAAAGCCCGAUAAAGGAUAGGCAGGUUUUUGAAGAUCAGUUUGAAAAAAUAUUCACUCUCUUGGGUCACCUUGAAGAAUUUGAUAUAAACAUAAUACCUCGAAAUUAUGAAGAUUGUAAUGAGUCGACAAAUGCUAUAGCGGGUAUCUUCCUUUCAAUUCUCGUAAAAAACUUACACAAACUUGAAAAACUGCAAAAAUUCACCAUCAGUGGCACUUACAUGGGAACAAGUGAAAUAAAACACCUGAUGAGUAAUAUAUGCUUAAAAGAACUUCAAGAAUUGAGGCUUUCAUGUUGUUUUAUUUCUGACGUGUCUUGUGAGUCAAUUGCUACACUCCUUUCCUCUUCAAAGUUACAGAAUCUAACUUUGUGUAACAAUAAUAUUGGAAACAUUGGCAUAAGGAAAUUUUCAAUGUCUUUGCAUGAAAAUAACUCACUAACUGAACUAAUUUUGAGUAAAAACUGCAUUGAAAAUGAAGGAGCUGUAAAUCUUGCAGAAUGUUUAAAGACAAAUAAUUGUCUAAAGAAACUUGAUCUUUCCUAUAAUAAGUUUGACCAAGAUUCUGUUCAUGCCUUUUGUAGUCUUAUUCAAAAUAAUAAAGUAUUAUGCUGUCUCAAUUUAUCUGGAAAUUUUAUAGGAGAGGAAGCUGGAAAUGAAGUAACUCAAGCUAUGAAAGGAAAUAAAAACAUAUUGAUUUUUGGUGUGCAGUUCUGUGGAUUCAAAAAGAGUGAUGAAGAUACAAUUAGUUUAACAGUCUUGAAAAAUAAUGAAAAGCAGUAUAAUGAAAUCAUAGAAGACUAAUUCUUUACACAUUCAAGUCGACAAUUAAACACACAAUAUUUUCAACAACCUUUUAUUAUUUUCAUCAAUGUAAAAUCUGCAGAAUUCAAUAAUAUAUAUGUAUUUUAAAUAUUGACACAUUCUGAAUGAUUUAUAAUUUAAUCUAAUUAUAUAGUUUACAGCUUGCUCAUAUCAAUCAUUUUUUAAAAUUUGUUACAAUGAUUUGUAUUUUCUUGUGUGUGUGUGUGUGUGUGUGUGUGUUUUUUUUUUUUUUUUUUUAAUCAUUGAAUUUGAUUUAUACUAAAGUUUCAAAAAAAGUUUUCGUAGUAAACUUAAGACCAAAGCAGUUUAGUCUUAUUUUAUUAUUAUUAUUUUUUUAAUAUUACAUAUUUUAGCAUUUGACCUGCUACAAGUAACUUAAAUCCUUCAUAUUAAAUUGAAACCAUUUGAUUAGGCACAAUUGCAAUGCAAAUUACAUGCCCUCUGAAUAAACCUGAAAAUGCAAAUUUUUAACUAAUCACCAGUAGCCAGUAGACUUUUUAAUUCUUUUAAUUUAGUAGUCACUUUUUUCUGAUUGCUAGCCUCUUCAUACAGUCCUAUUUUUUAGAUGUACAAAAAGGCACUACUCUAAAAAGGCAAUAAGGCAAUCUGUAGAAUAAAAUAUUGUCAUAUGAGACCUAGCUACAAUUUCAUUCAUUUGCAUUUUUUUCCCUUCUUCCCUCCAUCCCAAU